AACCCCGGCUGCACACACGUGUUCGGCUACGUGUUUGGGCAUGUGUCUGAGAACCAUCUGGAACAUCUCCCAUCUCAACAGGUUUUGGACACAGGAGAGCAGCUGAUGGUUCCUGUAGAGGUCUUGGAGGUGGCCAACGAGGGAGCCUUGUGGAAGUUUCUGCUCUCGGGAGCCAUGGCUGGGGCGGUGUCCCGCACGGGCACAGCCCCCCUGGACCGCGCCAAGGUGUACAUGCAGGUCUACUCAUCCAAGACGAACUUGAUGAACCUGCUGGGGGGGCUGCGUAGUAUGGUUCAGGAGGGGGGCAUCCGCUCCCUGUGGCGUGGCAAUGGCAUCAACGUGCUCAAAAUUGCCCCCGAGUACGCCAUCAAGUUCUCCGUCUUCGAACAGUGUAAGAAUUACUUCUGCGGAGUGCACGGCUCCCCGCCCUUCCAGGAGCGCCUGCUGGCUGGCUCCCUGGCCGUGGCCAUCUCCCAGACACUCAUCAACCCCAUGGAGGUACUGAAGACGCGGCUGACCCUGCGGCGGACUGGCCAGUACCAGGGGUUGCUAGACUGCGCCCAGCAGAUCCUGCGGCGGGAAGGGACGCUCGCCCUGUACCGUGGCUACCUGCCUAAUAUGCUGGGCAUCAUCCCCUACGCUUGCACCGACCUGGCUGUCUACGAGCUGCUCCAAUGCUUGUGGCUCAAGUCAGGCAGGGACAUGGGAGACCCCGGUGGCUUGGUCAGUCUGUCGUCCGUCACACUGUCCACCACCUGUGGACAAAUGGCCAGCUACCCGCUGACUUUGCUGCGUACCCGGAUGCAGGCCCAAGACACCGUGGAAGGUUCCAAGCCCACCAUGGGUAGGGUCUUCCGGUGGAUUCUGGCCCAGCAGGGCUGGCCAGGCCUGUACCGGGGCAUGACCCCCACGCUCCUGAAGGUGUUGCCUGCGGGAGGCAUCAGCUGCGUGGUGUAUGAAGCCAUGAAGAAGACCCUGGGCGUGUAGGC
Ochotona curzoniae (black-lipped pika) is the source of this 989-nucleotide messenger RNA. RefSeq names its product solute carrier family 25 member 41 (gene SLC25A41). The record is from RefSeq and is a predicted model, not a curated record. Gene Ontology annotation, molecular function: ATP transmembrane transporter activity. The coding region runs from base 106 to 987 and encodes 293 amino acids. Gene Ontology annotation, biological process: transmembrane transport. The transcript is spliced from 7 exons. Lineage: Eukaryota; Metazoa; Chordata; Mammalia; Lagomorpha; Ochotonidae.